Molecule: messenger RNA, 1977 nt
Organism: Suhomyces tanzawaensis NRRL Y-17324
Lineage: Eukaryota; Fungi; Ascomycota; Pichiomycetes; Serinales; Debaryomycetaceae
Gene: CHS4
Product: Chs4p
Exons: 1
Coding region: 1-1977 (658 amino acids)
Molecular function (GO): protein binding
Source: RefSeq, a predicted model, not a curated record
AUGAGCCACCCCUACCGUCAGAAAGCGCCCCACGGCCCUGCUGACACCCCAUACCCCGUGGACGUGGAGCUUCAGGACCCCCACGUCGUCCAGGACCCAAACACGGCCGUCCAGCCGUUGCCUUCCCAGUACAUUGAGCCCCAGUUCUACCACGACCAGCCUGUCCACGAGUCCCAGGCCCAAAUCACGUCUGGUCCGGGCUCCGUGGUCUCGGGAUCAGGAUCAGGAUCAGGCUCAGCUACCUCCCCGGUCGAGGCCCAUCCAGGUGACACCAUCGACUCGCAAAAUCCAUUCCCUACCCUCCAUAACGGCGCCAGAACCUUGAGCAGCUCCUCGGCUCCUUACCCAGUGUAUGAGGCACUGACCCCUCCUCCGGUUUUCCCUGCUAAGGAGUCCAUCAUCUCACCUCCUUCCAACCCACUAUCUACUUCUUCUUCAGUGACGAACUUGAAUCUCAACCAGCAUAGCUCGCUUGACAACAAGUACUCCAAGUCGGAGAACAACUUGGCCACCCCUCUUGGGGCCGGCAAGUAUGGCCACAACCGUUCAGUGUCGUCGACUUCCUCCUUCUUCUAUGACAAAAACGACAAUGCCAGUAUGGUGGACUUUUCGCAAAACGUUAUCACCCAGUACCUCGGUCAAAACUCAAACACAUUGCUUCCAAGAAUCAAGACCAUCGAGUUAUACAGAAAGAAUGCUAAAAAAUCUAAUGAUCCCAAUGUGUUGUUCCAGUACGCUCAGUACAUGCUUCAGACUGCAUUAUUAUUGGAUGAAACUAACACUAAUUCUAGUUUAAAUCCUUCACAACUCAAUUCCGUGGAAAACUCGCCAAGAAAGGCCCCUCUUCCUCUUGAAAAGGAAUCGCUCAAUGUGAAGAACCAUAAGAAGUCAAAGUCUUCCAAUUCCAUUGACUUACUCAAUAGCGACAACAUCGAUAAAAUCGAUGACAGAAAGUUGAAGCGUGCAUUAUUGAAAGAAGCGACCCUUUACCUCAAAAGGUUGUCAGAUAAGGGUUAUGUGGAAGCCCAAUACUUACUUGCAGAUGCUUACAGUUCGGGUGCUUUAGAAAAGAUUGAGAAUAGAGAAGCUUUCCAAUUAUUUCAAUCCGCUGCUAAACAUGGCCAUGUGGAAUCUGCUUACAGAACUUCGUAUUGCUAUGAAGAAGGUUUGGGAACUGGUAGAGAUGCAAGAAAAUCGGUCGAGUACCUCAAAAUGGCUGCAGCCAAGAAUCAUCCUGCCGCCAUGUACAAAUUGGGCGUCUACUCCUUCUAUGGUAGAAUGGGUUUAUCUCAGCAGACAUCAACAAAGAAGUUGGGUAUCAAAUGGUUGGAAAGAGCAUCCAAUGUUGCCACUGAAUUGAUCGCAGCCGCACCUUAUGAAUUGGGUAAAAUCUACUUCAAUGGUUUCCAGGAUAUUGUUAUCCCUGACAAAAAAUAUGCAUUGGAAUUAUACUCCCAGGCAGCCGCAUUAGGACACGUUCAAUCAGCAGCAAUUUUGGGUAAGUUCUACGAAGUCGGUGAAAUCGUUCCCCAAGACAGCAAUUUGUCUAUUCAUUAUUACACAGAAGCUGCAUUAGGAGGUGAUCCAGAAUCUAUGUUGGCUAUGUGUGCUUGGUAUCUUGUUGGUAACGAGCCAUAUCUUCCAAAAGACGAGAGUGAAGCCUUUGAAUGGGCUAAAAGAGCUGCCAUGUGUAACUUACCAAAAGCUCAAUUUGCAUUAGCCAACUUUUAUGAAAAAGGUAUUGGUUGUAUCAAGAAUGUGAACGAAUCACAAACAUGGUAUAAGAAGGCUGCAGAGAAUGGAGAUGAAAAGUCUUUGAGUAGAAUGGCCGAUAAAGACUUGGCAUCUAAAUUAGAGAAGAAGUUAAGAAAAAAGAAGUCCAACAAUGUGUUGGCAGCUGCUAAUGCUAAUGGGGUAGCGGUUCCUACUGCCACUAGUAAGAAUGCUGCUCAAGAUAAAGAUUGUGUGAUUAUGUGA